GCCGUCUAUGAUUACUCUUCCCCGCACGAGGACGAUCUGAGCUUCCGUCAGGGUCAGAUAAUCACCGUCACGGAGCAAGAAGAUGAGGACUGGUACAGUGGCGAAUACACUGAUGGUGCUGGAGCGAAACAAGAGGGCCUGUUUCCUAGAAACUUCGUG
Molecule: messenger RNA, 159 nt
Organism: Mytilinidion resinicola
Lineage: Eukaryota; Fungi; Ascomycota; Dothideomycetes; Mytilinidiales; Mytilinidiaceae
Exons: 1
Molecular function (GO): protein binding
Source: RefSeq, a predicted model, not a curated record